CUAACUGAAUGUUGCGCGGUGUGGAAGUGAUGUCGUUGUCAGAGCCACGUAUUAAAGCUGUAGCUGUAGCUUAAGUGGGCGUGGCUGCAUUCAUGAUGCGACUGGCGAAGCUGACGCAAAGCUUAUCGCUCAGAAAUGCAACGCAAAAGUGCGCGGAUCAGUCGCACGCCAAGCGUCACGGCAGCAGCAGCAGCAACGGUGCGGGGCAGAGCAUUGGCAGCAGCGUCAACGUCAACGGCCUGGCGGCCACAGCGCCAGGGACAGCAGCGACGCGGAGCAGCAGCAGUAGCGGCGGCAGCGGCACCGGCACCGGCACCGGCAGCGGCAGUUGCAGUGGCAACACCAAUAGUAGCAAGCGCAAGUCGAAGCCACGGACAAAGUGUUUCGGUGGCACAGUGUUUCGCUGUUGCCUACCUUGUCGCGGGGGCGGCUCCGCAGCCCCCGCCACAAGUCCGCCCCAAACUCCCGCGCAGACACCGGACGAACUGAAACCCAAGGCACAGACAGCAGCAGCAGAGGCUCUGGCAGAUAAGGACCUGCCCCAGCAGCAACAGCAACAACAACAACAACAGCAGCAACAACUCGACACCGACUUGGAGGCAAUCGGUGGCGGUGAAAAGAAACAUUCGCUCGCAGAUACAAUCGGUACAUCGGUCACCACGCCCAUCUCCCUGAAGACCCUCAUCAACGACGUUGACGAGGAUUUGGAACAGCAGCUGAGCGCAGCGGACAUUGCAGCCGCGAGCUUGGCCAGCGGCUUGGUAGCCAGACGCGCCGAGCCCGAAACCCUUAGCGACGCCAGCGUCUCACCCACCGUGGUGGUGCUGCAGCUCUCGCACACAGUGACAGCUAGCACUGCGCCCAGCCUAGCGCUGCCCGAAGUGACCAGCCUGACGACAGCCAACUCAGCGUCGACAGCAGCAACGCUGCUAUCCACAGCCACAAGCAUCUCCUCAACGUCGCCGUCGCCCAGCGGCGUCUAUCAAUCAGUUAAUCAACCGUCGAGCAGCAGCAGCGGCAGCGGAACUGCUGGAGCAACGCCACCAACAACAGUAGCAUCAACAGCAGCCGCAGCAGCAGCAGCAGCAGCAUCCGGCGUAGCAGGUGGCUCAACGGCGCAACAGCGUUGCAGUUGCCAGCCGCAGACCUCACCACUGCCCCACAUCAAGGAGGAGGAAGAGUCCGAGCAACAGCAUCUGCAGCAGGCGGGCAACAGCCGGCAGCCGAUUAGCAGCAGUCCCAUCAAGGGCCUUGAGGAGCCUCUGCCGCCGAUUACCAUUGCCGGCGGCGGCUAUUGUGGCAGCUGCGAGAGUGUGCACCACAGCUCGGGCACUUCAUCGUCGGCGACAGCCGGUGGCGGUGCCGUACAGCCGGAAUACGUUGGCGGCGCAUCGACGCCAUCGCCGCGCAUCAAGCUCAAAUUUCGCAAGCCGCACAAAUCGUGCUGGUCACGCAUUGUACUCGCGCCCAUUGGCAGCAGCGGGGGCGGCUCAUCGUCGGCGACCGUUAUUGGCAGCAACUCGAACGAGACUCUAGCGUCGAGCGGCAGCACCGGCAACACAAACACAAACAACAGCAGCAGCGUCAGCGUCGGCGUCGCUGCCCAUCAUCGCUUGGCCUCCUCCUCAGCAUCGGCGCUCGCCUCGCAUCCCAGCAACUCGCAGCUGCUGUCCACCACCAAAAUGCAGGCCGAACAGGGCUCCAUUGGUGAUCUGCAGAAGUAUCACAGUCGCUAUCUGAAGAAUCGACGACAUACUCUGGCCAACGUGCGCCCAGAGCUAGAUUCCAAGUAUCGACUAGAGCUGAGGGCAAUAUUUUCUCAGAAACUAAGCUAG
Molecule: messenger RNA, 1835 nt
Organism: Drosophila navojoa
Lineage: Eukaryota; Metazoa; Arthropoda; Insecta; Diptera; Drosophilidae
Gene: dnc
Product: phosphodiesterase dunce
Biological process (GO): signal transduction
Molecular function (GO): 3',5'-cyclic-nucleotide phosphodiesterase activity
Source: RefSeq, a predicted model, not a curated record